This is a messenger RNA of Parascedosporium putredinis, 2307 nucleotides long. The record is from the annotation of a GenBank genome assembly. NCBI's taxonomy places the organism in Eukaryota, Fungi, Ascomycota, Sordariomycetes, Microascales, Microascaceae.
AUGGCGCCACCCGCCAGCUCAGAGGAGGGUGAAAUCAUCGAAAGUGUAGUGGCGGACCUCAAGGCAACCUCGUUGCCAAGUACUGGGAGAAACGGUGUUGACCGUCAAGAUAGACACCGACGCAGAGCCUCGCCCUCUAAAUCACCCGAUCACGUUCACCCCGACCGGCGCAGCAACUCCCCACGCGGAUACAAGCGGUCGAGAGAUGAUCGCGACAAUCGCGACCAGAAUAGCAGCCGUCACGGCGGAGACGCGCGACGCUUUCGCUCCGGCAUACCGACCCUACUCCGGUCAAGCCGGGAGCGGCACACGGGGAGGGAUCGCGAUGGCUACCCUGAUAAGCGACAGCGAAAUCGAAGCCGAUCCCUCAACCGCCGCGACCGCGGCGCAGGCGGAGGCGACCGGCACCGCGAUGACCGUCGCAAGAGGGAGGAGCAACGAUUCGAACGUCCAGGUGAUUAUCUUAGAACUAUCAAGUAUGAUGAUGACGUCGACCGCAAUUCCCGGGCCGGUUCCACCGUGUCCCGGCGGUCUGAUGGUUUCGAGGCUCCGUCCACAUCAAAACACGAUGCUAAACCAGGUCAAGGGCUUGCGGAUGAACGACAUUCCUCCCGUGGCUUCGUCGCCGCGCGCGAUUCUCAGUACGUCUCCAGGGCUUGUCUACCCGCGAGUCAGAAGGAUCCCCCAGAGCCCGAGCCUGAGCCCGAGCCUGAGCCGAUCGACGAGGACGCUGAAAUUGAACGACGCCGCAAACGGCGCGAGGCGCUCUUAGCAAAGUCCAGCUCCGCCACUCCUCUGCUCAUCCACGCUCUCCAUGGGGCUGACAAGUCAUGUCGCGUCCCCGCUUCCAAUGACUACGAAGGUGAAGCGGAGCUAGGCGCCUUGGGCAUCACCAACGACGAGGACCUCAUGAACGUUCACGCGCAAGUCGACGCGGACGAUGAAGAUGGCCCAUCAGCAGCCGACUAUGAUCCGACUGUUGAUAUGAAGGAAGAUGGUCUGAAGGAUGAGAAGCGGUUCGGAAAUGUCGGACUACACGGAGAGCGGGGCCGCAAGCAGUCUCUCGAGUCAUCAGCUGCUGCGCCGGUGGCUCGUGAGGACGCCAAGGCUAAUGAUGAUGAUGACGAUGACGACGACGACUUCAACAUGUUUGCCGAAGACUUUGAUGUGGACAAGUACGCGGCUACCAAGUCGAGCAAGGCGGCAGGCGACCUUGACGGCGGAGACGGCGACGGUGGCGGCCUGCUCGAGGACGUAGACAAGGACGGGUACUACAAGAUCCGCAUCGGUGAGAUGAUUAACGGAAGGUAUCAGGUCCAGACCACCCUAGGCAAGGGCAUGUUCUCUGGAGUUGUUCGCGCGGUAGAUGUUACGGACAAGAAGAAGCUCGUGGCCAUCAAGAUGAUGAGGAACAACGAUGCCCUGCGCAAGGGCGGUUUCACCGAGAUUGCCAUCCUACAGAAACUCAACGAAGCUGACCCCGAAGAUCGUAAGCAUAUCGUGCGCUUCUGGAGGCACUUUGACCACAAGGGCCACUUGUGCAUGGCGUUUGAGAAUCUCAGCCUGAACUUGCGAGAGGUGCUCAAGAAGUUUGGUAACAACGUCGGUAUCAACCUGAACGCUACUAGGGCCUAUGCUCAUCAGAUCUUCAUUGGGCUGGCGCACCUUCGAAAGUGCGGCAUUAUACACGCUGAUUUGAAGCCGGACAACAUUCUGGUCAACGAAAGUCGCAACCUACUCAAGAUUUGCGAUUUGGGUACGGCCAUUGAUAAGCUUGAUGCGGCGACAUCGCACAACGAGAUCACGCCGUACCUCGUUAGUCGAUUCUACCGAGCACCGGAGAUCAUGCUCGGUAUGCCGUACGAAUACGCCAUUGACAUGUGGUCCAUCGGAUGCACGCUCUACGAGCUUUACACGGGCAAAAUUCUAUUUACGGGCGACAGCAACAACCAGAUGCUCAAGUCAAUCAUGGAAAUCAGGGGCAAAAUUGCGCCCAAGUCUUACCGCCGCGGCGAAUUGGCGGCCAUGCAUUUCGACGAGAAGGGCAACUUUGUUUCCGUAGAACGGGACAAGGUGCUCGGAAAGACAACGAUCAAGACCCUUGCUUUGCUCAAACCAACCCGUGACCUUCGCACCCGCCUCACGGCCGCAUCAAGCGGCCUGGAUGAUGCCGAGGCGGGUGACCUCAACCACUUCAUCGACCUCCUCGAGCAUUGCCUAGCCCUCAAUCCCGAUAAGCGGAUCAAGCCAACAGAGGCCCUCAAACACCCCUUCUUUACCUCUUGGGCCAGCUCGGCCAGGCGCUGA